This is a messenger RNA of Diospyros lotus (date-plum), 7144 nucleotides long. RefSeq lists its product as uncharacterized. The transcript is spliced from 2 exons. Bases 261 to 1391 code for a protein of 376 amino acids. The record is from RefSeq and is a predicted model, not a curated record. NCBI's taxonomy places the organism in Eukaryota, Viridiplantae, Streptophyta, Magnoliopsida, Ericales, Ebenaceae.
UCCACAUUGCUGAGGGAAUAAUCAGCAUGUGAAUGGGGAAUUUAGUUAGACAGGUGGCGGGGAGAGGUAUAAGUAGGAGGGGAGGAGAGAGAGUGAGAUAGCUGAAUUUUGAUAGAGAAUUGGGAGAGUUAGGGCCUCUCGAAUGCCCUGUUUCAUUCUUGUUUUUCUGCUGUAAGGAAUUGGAAACUACUGAUAUUGGAUUGUUAUUGGAAUUCAAUUGGGGUUUCUAUCAAUUUGGUAUCAAAGCCAUUCCGAACCUGAUGGUGAACUUGACGGAGAGAGUUGGUGAGUUGGAGUCGAAGAUGGACGGCGUACAAAGGGGAGUUGAAGACAUUAGAGGGAAUGUCCAGGCAGUGGAACGCAAUGUAGCGGUGAUGCUUGAACAGUUCGCCUUCAUGCGAAUGAAGUGGGACGAGCUGGAGCGGGAGAGGAAGAACAAGUCCAAGGAACGAGAAGGACCUUCGGAAUUCACUAUGGAUUCCGAAGUAACCCCUGGGGUUGUGGGGGGUUGCGACUCAAAGGGGGGUAUCGGGGGCGGGUACCAGUCGGACUUACGUGGAAAACGAUUGGAGAUGCCCAUUUUCGAAGGAGAAAAUCCGAAUGAGUGGAUUUUUCGAGCCGAGAGGUAUUUUGCUGUCAACCAACUAACGGAUGAGGAGAAGAUAGAAUCCGCAACCCUGUGUUUCAAAGCAGCGGCGCUGUCUUGGUUUCAAUGGGAGACAAGGCAAAGAGGAAUUCGGAGUUGGGAAGGCUUGAAGCAAGGAAUUCUGGGCCGGUUUCGCCCCACUCAGGAGGGGUUGCUAGAGGAGCGUUUCUUGGCUCUUCGGCAGGAGGGAUCAGUGAAGGAGUAUCGCUUGAAGUUUGAGACCAUGGCCGCGGCAGUGCCUGAUGUUCCUGAGGCGUUUUUGGAAGGCCAAUUCCUCAACGGCCUCAACCCAGAGAUAAGGGCUGAGAUCAGGGUGUUACAACCACGGGGGCUCGAUCGAAUUAUGGUGGUGGCCCAAAACAUUGAGGACAAGAACGUAGCUCUUCAGAAUUGCCAUCGGGCAACCAGACCAACCAAGAGCGGUUAUUCCAUAACACCCACGAUCGCGAGUCGGAUGUCACCAGUUCCAGCGAAGAGUUUGGGUUCCUCCCAAAAGUCCGUAAAUAUGCCAGGGCCCAGGUUUCACCCCACUGGAAAUGGUGGCAACUUCCCUUUCAAGAAGCUUAGUGAGGCUGAGUGGAAGGCAAGGCGGGAGAAGGGCCUUUGCUUCCAUUGUGAUGAGAAGUAUUUGAUUGGCCAUAGGUGCAAGAACAAGGAGCUCCAAGUGUUGAUUUAUGACGAAGAAAUGGGCGAGGCUGCAGCAGAAGAAGAAGCAGUGCAAGGGGACGAUGGCUCUAAGUGUUGAUGAUUUAUGACGAAGAAAUGGGCGAGGCUGCGGCAGAAGAAGAAGCAGUGCAAGGGGGCGAUGAAGGGUUGGGAUAUGGGGGAGAGGUGAUUGAAUUAUCCAUGAAUUCGGUUGUGGGAUUAACUACACCUCAAACGAUGAAGCUAAGGGGACUCAUAGAAGGGUAGCUGGUGAUAGUUCUGGUGGACGGCGGAGCAACUCACAACUUCAUAGCAUCCGAAUUGGUGUAACGCUUGAGUUUGUCGAGGACAGAAACGGCUGGGUAUGGGGUGAUAAUGGGAACUGGGAUGGCUAUUCAAGGAGCAGGAGUGUGCAAAGGGGUGAAAUUGACACUUGAUAACCUGCAGAUAGUGGAAGAUUUUCUUCCCCUUGAGUUAGGAAGUUUCGAUGUCAUUCUUGGCAUGAAGUGGCUAGCUUCGGUAGGGAAGAUGAGUGUGGAUUGGAGGAAUUUGACCAUGAAGUUUUCAGUGGGGGGAGUGGUCGUGACAUUGCAGGGUGAUCCUAGCUUAAGUAAGACAUUAGUUUCCCUAAAAGCUAUGAUGAAGGCAUUUAAAGAGAAUGGGGAGGGAGUGCUGCUGGAAAUUGGAGAGGUGGCUGCCGAGUACAAUGAACUGCAAGUGGGACUGCCCCGAAGUUUGAAGGAGUUCUCUCCAGCCCAGAGGGAUUGCCACCCAUCAAAAAUAAAGACCAUGCCAUCAAUCUCCUAUCCGACACUUCCUCGGUUAGUGUUUAGCCUUAUCGCUACCCGUAUCUUCAAAAAAAUGAGAUCGAAAAGAUGGUACAUGAGAUGUUGACAGUUGGUAUUAUUAAACCAAGUGUCAGUCCUUAUUCCAGCCCGAUGUUGCUCAUUAAAAAGAAGGACGGGGGAUGGAGGUUUUGUGUAGAUUACCGGGCUCUCAACAAGGUAACAGUUCCCGACAAGUUUCCUAUUCCAGUCAUCGAUGAGUUGCUGGAUGAACUACAUGGUGCGAAGGUUUUUUCGAAAUUGGAUCUCAAAUCUGGUUACCACCAGAUUCGAGUCAAGGCUGGAGACGAACCAAAAAUCGCAUUUCGAACGCACAAGGGCCACUAUGAAUUCCUCGUCAUGCCUUUCGGAUUGACGAAUGCCCCGGCCACCUUCCAAUCUUUAAUGAAAGAUGUAUUCAGGGAGUAUUUGCAUCGGUUUGUGUUGGUAUUUUUUGAUGAUAUUUUAAUUUAUAGCCAAAAUUUUGAACAACAUUUGCAAUACUUGCGUUGUGUGCUGAAGGUGCUGGCUGCAAAUCAGUUGUUUGCCAACAAGAAGAAAUGUUCCUUUGGGCAGUUGGAGGUUGAAUAUCUUGGCCAUAUCAUCUCCCAGCAAGUUGUGUCGGUUGAUCGCUGCAAGGUACAAGCCAUGUUGGACUGGCCUGCGCCCACUACCUUGAAGGAAUUGAGGGGAUUCCUAGGUCUUACGGGGUACUAUAGAAGGUUUGUUAAGGAUUAUGGCAAGUUGGCGUGGCCCCUCACCGAGAAACUAAAGAAGAACAAUUUUCUUUGGGAUGGAGAGGCUGAAUGAGCAUUCCAGUAGCUCAAAAUAGCAAUGGUGUCGCUGCCAGUUCUAACACUACCGGACUUCGAUCAGCCCUUUAUAAUUGAGUCUGAUGCUUCAGGGCAAGGGUUAGGGGCUGUGUUGAUGCAGAAUCUUAGGCCGGUUGUGUACUACAGCCAUGCUCUUAAACCAUCGGAGAGGAAAAAAUCGGUUUACGAAAGGGAGCUGGUGGCCAUUGUGUUUGCAGUCCAGAAAUGGAGACAUUAUGUAACACCCCAUGUUCGUAUGAGGUUGCCACGUAAUUUCGAUGAGUUUAGAAUACCGAAAAAUUGGCUUGAUAGUAGUUAUAAGUACCGAAUCAACUGCAGAGAAUGUCUCGAAGUGAAAUUGUCUAAAGAAAAUUAUAUGGUCUCGACGAGCGUAUCAAGAUAGGAUUUAUGGUAUCGAAAGAAAUCGAAUUCGGAACAGUUUUCGGUACAGCUAAAAUACAGCUGCCAUUUAGGCUAUAAAAUCGAAUCGUUGUAGGAGACUCCCGAAAAAUCAACGGAACCCUAGGGGGGCUCCGGUUUUGCGUAAUGAGCAACCCUUCAGUGGUUUAAGGAUGAAAUAAUAGCCCGAUGAAGACAUUGGGACAAAAUUGUUUAAAUCGAGUAACUUUAAAGUUAUUAAUUGUGGAUUUUCGGUAUUGUAAUGCAAAUUAAUUUAAGAUUUAAGGGUCUAGUUGCAAUUAGAAAAUUGCACAAGUGUAAUAGGGAUAAAAUUUGGGGUUUAAUAUAUACAUUUCUUUAAUUUAAAGUGUAAUAUAUAAUUAUUUAUACAUAUGUCUAUGUAGGCGUUGCUGUGUGCGCGUGGUGGCUGAGCAAACUUGGUGGCCAAGUUACAGAGGGGAAUGGUAGCAAUUUGAAUGUUUCUUAUGCCAAGUUUGCUGGAGUGGUGGCCAAGCUUCCUUAGCUAUAAAUAGGAAGAAGAAUUGGAAAGCAUAGCAGAAUCAAGUGAGUGAGGGAAGAGAGAUUGAGAGAGUGGCAGAGUGAAGGAGAAAGGCUGAAUUCGGCCAUAGCCGCAAGCUGGCCAAGAGUUCGUGAAGCAAAGGCCGAGCUUGAGAGAGAUUGAGAUCGCGAGAAAGCUGGGAUCAUGAUGGCUGACCGGAGAGCAUCAAGCAGCUGCCAUAGCCGCAAGUCCAAGCUUCCAGCAAGCUCGGCCAUGGCAGCCAAGCGAACAGCAUCAGCAGCGCAGAGGCACUGAAGCUUGGGCGAGCAAGAAGCAUGCAAUAACGGCCAGCGGAGGCUCGGCAGCAAGCGAGUGGCGGCUGUUCGUGGCGGCGACGGAGGCAGGCGAAGCGGUUGCUGGGCGUGCGGCCAUGGUAGCAGCCGCGCGCAGGAAGGAGAAGAAAAAAGGGAGGAAGAAGAAGAAGAGAAGGAAGAAGAAAAAAAAGGAAAGAGGGAGUUGCAGGAUGCAGGAGAGGCGAGAGGAAGAAGAAAAAUGAGAGAAAAAAAAAAGAAAAGAAAAAGGAAGAAAAUAAAGGAAAUGGAGAAAAAUAGAAAAAAAAAUAUAGAAAAAUUUUAGAAAAUAGGAAAUUAUGUUUUGAUGAUAUUUCAGAGAUUUUGGACAAGAAAAUAGUUCGGGCACGCGUUUCAAGAUCAGGGCACGCAUAUCGAGGAAACUGGAGAUGCUAAGUUAAGGAUGCUUUGAGGCUUAAGUUGAAGUGACUCGUGCAAAUAUUGAGGUUGACACGCAAAUCGAGGCGAUGCACGAAUUUCUAAAUAGCCCGAUAAGCUUGAGAAGAUAAGUGGUACUCCCCAAUUAAAUUUAGUUUUAUGAAAAAUGUUUUCAUCAUGUUGAUAUACCCUGAUAUGUAUCCAUCACGUAGACUGCAUACAUGACUAUGAAAUGCAUAAAUACACGUUGAUAUCAUCGAUCACGCGCAUUUGUGACCGUAGGGAGUACGAACUGGCACCGCUGCUUUACCAAUGGUGCACCCAUACACCUCGGCUUCGAAAGAGGGGGUCGCAAAAAUGGGAGGUAGCAUGAGGGGUGCAGUUGACACUUACGAUGAAAGACAUUGCAUACACACAUGACAUAACAUUAUGUACCCUUAGAUGAUUCAUCAUCUAACUUGGGUUUUGCCCCUAGAAUAUUCAAACGUUCCCUUGGAGAUUGUAGCAGAUACGAGAAUAGAUAAGGCAUGAAAUGGCACUUAUCAGAGUGCAUGAAGAAUGAAAUGUAUGUUACGUAGCCCUUGUAUUUAAGUACUGCUACUUUAGGUUCUGAACGUUUUGACGAAUGUUGAAGAUGUAAGAAUUUAUUUAUGAUUAAUGUUAAGAUAUCAGGUUUCGAUCUUUGCUUUCGCAUUUGAGGUAUAUAAUGAUUCUCUUUCGAGAUUAAUAGUUGGGAAUUCCGGGACGGAUUUAAGGAAUGAUGUAGUUUAGCCUUAGUGUUUGAAAGAAAAAAAUUUAUUGUCCCGGAAUUGUCCCAAUUUAUAACGCGCUCGGAAAAUCGAGGUGUUACACAUUACCUCUGGGGAAGGAAGUUCAUGGUAAGGACAGAUCAAAAAAGCUUGAAGUUUUUGUUUGAGCAACGAAUGGUGAGCCCGGAAUAUCAAAGAUGGAUGCUGAAACUGAUGGGCUUUCAUUUUGAGAUACACUACCAGCCGGGGUUGGAAAACAAGGCUGCAGAUAGCCUUUCGAGAAUUAAUCACCCAGCAGCCCUAUUCGCACUAACGGUUCCAAAGGUGGUGCAACUCGAUCAGCUGGUCCAAGGGGUGGAGAAAGAUGCUUAUUUACAGGGGAUCAUGAGAAAGUUACGGGAGGAUCCGGCUUUCAGCUCAAAUUUUCAGCUGAUGGGUGACCAGCUCCUUUACAAGGGGUGGCUGUUCCUCCCUAAGGGUUCUUCCCUAAUCCCAUUAGUGCUCCAUGAGGGUCACGAUGGCAGUGUAGGGGGUCAUUCCGGGUUCUUGAAGACAUAUAAACGAAUUGCAGCGAGUGUUUAUUGGGCUGGUAUGAAGCGGGACAUACGCCAAUAUGUAGGAAAUUGUGACGUUUGCCAGCAAAAUAAGUAUGAGUCUUUAACGUCAGGGGGUCUUUUACAGCCUCUUCUGGUUCCUGGCCAGAUUUGGGAUGAUAUAGCCAUGGAUUUUAUUGAGGGGUUACCGAGAUCGGGCCAUAUGAAUUCUUUACUUGUGGUUGUAGAUAGGCUCAGCAAAUAUGGACAUUUCAUUAGACUCAAACACCCAUUUAUAGCAGGAGUAGUAGUUGGUAUUUUCGUAAAAGAGGUAGUGCGGCUACAUGGUAUGCCUUGAACUAUUGUUUUAGAUAAAGACAAAGUGUUUAUGAGCCGUUUUUGGGAGGAGUUGUUUCGGCUUCAAGGUACUAAGCUUAAUCGUAGUACGACCUACCACCCACAAACGGAUGGGCAAACGGAGGUCCUCAACUGGACCCUAGAGACGUACUUGCGCUGUUUUGCAUCAGCAAGACCUAUGGGGUGGUAUGUGUGGCUGCCAUGGGCUGAAUUGUGGUAUAACACAUCAUACCACACUGCUUCAAAGGUUACUCCCUUCCAAGCUGUUUAUGGGAGGGAACCACCAACCUUGAUCAGGUUUGACAAGGGGUCAACCUAGGUAUCUGCAGUAGAACAACAACUGAUGGAGCGGGAUUUAGCAUUGGAAGAACUCAAGGACCAGCUGGUAAGAGCUCAAGCGAUCGUGAAGAGGGGGCUGACCGGAGACGAAGGGAUGUGCAGUUUGUGGUUGGUGACUUCGUCUAUUUGAAACUAAGGCCGUACAGAAGGAAUUCCCUAGCUGCCCGCCCUAAUGAGAAGCUAGCUCCUAAGUACUAUGGGCCGUUUGAAAUUGAGCAGAGGGUGAGACAGAUGGCUUAUAAACUUAAACUACCAGCCCACUGCCAUGUUCACCCUAUUUUCCAUGUGUCCCAGCUAAGAGAGGCCAAGGGAGAGGUGGGAGUAAGGGUGCAAAUUCCCUUCCAGCUGUAGCCUGACUUAGAAAUGAAGGUGGAACCAGAGGCGGUAUUGGGAGUUCGGCCUAGAAAGGGUUCUCACUUACGCGGGCUAGAUAUCUUGAUCCAAUGGAAAGGCUUACCACCGUUAGAGGCAACUUGGGAGCCCUACAACAUGAUUCAGCAAUGGUUUCCAGCUUUUCACCUUGAGGACAAGGUGAAAGUGCAGGAGGGGAGUAAUGAUAGGCCGCCGGUGCACCAAACCUAUCAUAGACGCAACAAGCAGCCGAAGGAGUGAA